Penicillium egyptiacum is the source of this 909-nucleotide messenger RNA. The record is from the annotation of a GenBank genome assembly. Lineage: Eukaryota; Fungi; Ascomycota; Eurotiomycetes; Eurotiales; Aspergillaceae.
AUGGAUUCAAAACUCUUCGCAGUAUUCCCUAUAUCCCUCCCAAAGACAAUAUACCUCAUCGGUUCUCUCUCCUGGCUGCAACUCCUCUACGCAGCCUCCUACCUCGCACGACCGUUAUGGAACACGCAGUGCGAGUCUCCACCCUUCAACAGAGCCAUCAAUCGCACGGAAACGGGCAUUAUCGAUGCAAUCCUCGGCACUGUCCCACUGUCAGCCUAUAGUUCUGCAACAGCAACAGAGCGCCAGUGGUACCUUUCAUCAGGCAAUGGCGCUUUGAAUUACGAGAACAGCAUCCGCAGCACCUCCCAACCCAUCUCCAACUUGCUAGCCAGCUCACCUUGGCCAGAGAAGAGACAUCAAGACUCAGAUUCCUCAUCAGAGCAAGAAAGUCCCACCUCACGGCUGGGCACCGAACAUGCCCGAGAAACCUCCCCCGUCUACGAAACCGUGCGCAAGCUCCGAUCUAGCACACGAGGCAGCAUUUCAAAGAUUGCGAACUCGGCAAGAUCCAUCUUCCGACAGCCCCUGCCCGUUUUCCCACGGGAUAUGGACGGCUUGCCUUCAGACGAGGAACGGACAGAAGCACACCUGGUUACAGUGCGCGCUUCGCAGCCUCAGCUCAUCCAGAACGUGUCUGCCCCCGUCCCCAUGUCUGCGUCUGCGCGUGUUGCAGAUCACUUCAGUGAUCCUGGCCCGGCGACAGGAGUCAAAGUGCAGCAGCCAGUCUCUUUUGGGGCGACCAUUGAUUCUGAGACGGUGCAGAUGAAUCGCACGAGCAAAUAUCACUCUGUCGAGAGUUAUCCGGGGAAGUUCCCUGUUAGUGAUGCGUUGGAUUAUAGCUCGCUUGCUACCGCUCACGCCGUUAGAGGGAAGGGGACUACCUCUGUUCGACCUUUUUCGGACUACUAG